Stegodyphus dumicola is the source of this 2089-nucleotide messenger RNA. Its product is annotated as neuropilin and tolloid-like protein 2. Gene Ontology annotation, cellular component: plasma membrane. The record is from RefSeq and is a predicted model, not a curated record. Lineage: Eukaryota; Metazoa; Arthropoda; Arachnida; Araneae; Eresidae. Gene Ontology annotation, molecular function: protein binding.
UUCCGCCCACCUCCGGCUGGAAUGGUCGAAGCCCUGCUUCCGGACCGUAUUCACGCUCACUCGCGGAGUCAACGCAGAUCGACGUGGUGCGGGUAACACAGCUGAUCGCUACGCGAUCCACAACAGAAGAUAACUCGGUGAAAAGCCAAAUGCAACGUGAUUGACCGUUGGCCAAACUGAUGAUGCCAUAAUUUUUUUCUACGUCUGAGUCCAGUUCGCACACGUAAGAGACGUCUGAAUUCGCUUGCAAACUGAUGAAGAAUUUUACUGCGCCUUGUUAAAGUAAUGAUGAUAUCGUUUACAGUGUUGCUUGUUCAUUAUCCAAUAUUCGGAGCUCUUCAUACUGCAGUUUUAGCCAAAUGCAUAUUCCAGUUUCACAGUCACCAAAAUUCUAAAGGUAAUUUCUCAUCUCCGCAAUUUCCAAGCAACUAUUCUGAAGAUCUGGUAUGCAUCUAUAACUUCCAAGGCAAGGAACAUGAGACAUUAAAACUAACAUUUCAUGUCUUUCAACUAGAGCCGCCUUUUAAAAAAGGUUGUCUAACAGAUUAUAUCGACAUUUCAACUAUCACAAUCAUCGGGAGCAAAUUCCUGGUUGGCAGAUAUUGUGGCAAAGACAUUCCUGGUUCAAUGUUAUUUAUGAAUCCGCAUGCAGAAAUCAUCUUCAAGACAAACCAUGUUAUCCACAGUAAAGGUUUCCAUGGAUCUUACCACUUUCAAGAUGAGAAGAUGAUACCUCCUCCCAAGUCAACUGUCAACGUCAGCAACUGCGGAGGGACAGUUUCCGGAGUGGGAGGUUUGAUUGUAUCCCCCGGUUUUCCUUACUACUUUCCUAAAGAUGUUGAUUGCAUAUGGCUGUUAAGGGUUGACUACCACAUGAAAAUAUAUGUACGCAUCCUCAAAAUGCAGUUGUACGGGAGCAUAGCCAACUGCGCCGAAGCGGAGCUCACCAUCUACGAUGGAUAUUCAAGCAUCUCCUUCAAUCCGAAAGUGCUUCAGAAGUACUGCGGGGAUCUACGCUACUACAAAAAUGUGGAGGAACAAACACAGCUAUCGGGGAGGAACAGAUUGCUACUCAGGUUUAAAACUUCUGCCUCUCAGAUAAUGAAAGGUGAAGACCUAGAUAAAAAUGCUGUUGGAUUCAAGAUUGUUUGGACAGCAGUUGAAUUUAAAACCGAAGGGAAAUGCCAGGAAUUUGUGUGUCGGGAGAGCCGUUAUUGCAUCAACACGGCAGACAACUCGUGCUCCGAAAUGCGCAAUUAUUGCAUCGACAAAUCCCUCGUGUGCAAUGGAUACCCAAACUGUGGAAACGAAGAUUAUACAGAUGAGGACAAAUGUAAUAUCCCCUUACUGGCUGGAUGUGGUGCCGCAGCUGGCGUUCUCCUUCUAAGCUUCUUGAUUGGAUUCUGCCUGUACAGGAAGCACAGUACUGUUCGCAAUGCUCUUUCACAGUCUCAGUCCCUGAACAUGCAACUGAGACAGCUGGAACACAGUCCUUCCUAUUCCGGAAGACCGCCCACGGGAAACUUCUACUAUCAACCACCAGAUCAUUCCGCAUCUCAGAACUGCACAAUCCACCCUGGAUCCAGUUACGAAAUCUUGCCUUCAAAAACAGUCCCUAAGAUUGACAGGAGAACUAUGCGAUGAUGAAAAAGAGAGUAGUUCGCAAUACAUCUGUGAGAAUCUUCACUGAGUAACCGAGAAAUGCAAGCGGUGCUAUUCCUCACUAUGUUACGCAGAAGAGGUCAGAGCUGAAGAAUUAAAAUCAAAUUUCAAGUGUCGGUGUUAAGUGUUUCUAAAGUUGCAAAAUUCUUUUUGAGCGUCAUGUAAAUACGACAUAUAAAUGCAGUUUCUGUAUAUAAUUUUCGUGUAAAUCUAUGAUUAUUUUAUCCUGAGCCUGAAUGUCAAAGGACAGUGUGGUAUCUGAAUAAAAAGAAUGAUCAUUUUGUUCCAAUAGUAAUUCAAAUGAAGUUGUUUCCUGAGGAUUAUGUUAGUUGUACUUUUUAUAGCAACUCAAAAGUGUUGAAGCCUAAUGUUAGAAUGAUUUUAAAGAAUGUUUAUUAAUAAAAGUAUGUUGGCAAUAAGUAAAAAA